CACAUUGAGCCGCAGUACAAAGUCAGUCACAGACGGAGAGAGAGGGAGCACGAAGUAACAGCUCGAGUAACGACUUGAACACUUCCUUAAACCACUGGUGAAGACUUGUUAUUUUUAAAGUCAAUCCUCCGGGAGAACUGCGGUUCCACAAAAACUCAAACCCGCGACAAACAAAGACACUUUUCCUGCUCAGCGGAAAGAGGCUUAGGUGAGUAGUCACCAUGGCACCCUUCCUGCGAAUCGCCUUCAAUGCCUAUGACGUGGGCGUUCUGCCUCCUCUGUCUGAACCUCCCAUCUGUGCCAUCAAGAUGAAGGAGUCUGUCAACACAGAGCGAGGAAAGACCUUGGUCCAGAGGAAGCCCACCAUGUACCCACCCUGGAAGUCCACUUUCGAUGCUCACAUCUAUGAGGGGCGAGUCUUAGAAGUGGUCCUCAUGCAGAGUGCCGAGGAACCGUUGGCCAAGGCCACGGUUGGAGUGUCUGUACUGGCAGAACGCUGUAAGAAGUCCAAGACCAGCAGCCGUGCUGAGUUCUGGUUGGACCUGCAACCUUCAGGGAGGGUCCAGAUGGUUGUGCAGCUCUUCCUUGAGGACACUGAUGCAGCGUCGUGUCAGCAAUCAGUGAAGGGUUCUUGCGAGGAUGGACUCACGACCCUCACCAAGAGGAGAGGAGCGUUCAAGCAGGCCAAAGUUCACAUCAUCAAGAACCACGAGUUUACCGCCACCUUCUUCGGCCAACCCACCUUCUGCUCUGUCUGCAGAGAGUUUGUCUGGGGGCUCAACAAGCAAGGCUACAAGUGCAGACAAUGCAAUGCGGCAAUCCACAAGAGAUGCAUCGAUAUGAUCAUCGGCAAGUGCACUGGGACAGCAGCCAACAGUCGGGACACUGUGUUCCAGAAAGAGCGCUUCAAGAUUGAUAUGCCGCAUCGCUUCAAGCAACAUAACUAUAAGAGCCCCACUUUCUGUGACCACUGUGGCAGUUUGCUCUGGGGUCUCUACAAACAGGGCCUUAAAUGUGAAGAGUGCGGCAUGAACGUACAUGGUAACUGUCAGACAAAAGUGGCCAAUCUGUGUGGAAUCAACCAGAAACUACUGGCAGAGGUUCUGUCUCAAAUCAGCCAGAAAUCAAUCAAGAAGUCUGAUGACUUCAAUUCAGAAGAUGUUGGGAUCUAUCAAGACAUCAAUAGAGCAACAGUAGACCCUAGUGCAGACGGCAAGGGAGGCAUUGGCUUGAGCACAGACACACCUGCAGUUCCCCGGGUACGCCUCAACAUGAACCACCUGGUAUUCCACAAGGUGCUGGGAAAAGGCAGCUUUGGCAAGGUGCUGCUGGCAGAGCUGAAGGGGCAGGGCCAGUACUUUGCUGUGAAGGUCCUGAAGAAGGAUGUCGUUCUCAUGGAUGACGACGUGGAGUGCACCAUGGUGGAGAAGAGAGUCCUGGCGCUCGCCUGGGAGAACCCCUUCCUCACACACCUCUACUCCACAUUCCAGUCGAAAGAGCACCUCUUCUUUGUAAUGGAGUACCUGAAUGGAGGCGACUUGAUGUUCCACAUCCAAGACAAAGGCCGUUUCGAUCUCAACAGAGCCACAUUCUACGGUGCUGAGAUAAUAGUGGGACUGCAGUUCCUCCACUCAAAAGGAAUCAUCUACAGAGAUCUGAAGUUGGACAAUGUGAUGCUGGACAAGGACGGACACAUCAAGAUAGCAGACUUUGGCAUGUGCAAAGAGAGUGUGUUUGGAGACGUCAGAGCCACCACGUUUUGUGGGACACCAGACUAUAUCGCACCAGAGAUCCUGCUAGGACAGAAGUACACCUUCUCAGUAGACUGGUGGUCUUUUGGCGUGCUGGUGUACGAGAUGCUGAUCGGUCAGUCGCCGUUCCAAGGCGACGAUGAGGACGAGCUGUUUGAGUCCAUCAGGUCGGACACCCCUCACUACCCUCGGUGGAUCCCCAAGGAGGCCAAGAACCUCAUUGAACUGUUGUUUGAGCGAGAUCCCAGUCGCAGGUUGGGUGUGGUGGGCGACGUCCGUGCUCAUCCGUUCUUCAAAACCAUCAACUGGCUGGCACUGGAGAAGAAAGAAAUGGACCCUCCUUUUAAGCCCAAAGUGAAAUCCCCCAGUGACUGCAGCAACUUUGACCGAGAGUUCCUCAGCGAGAAGCCGCGGCUCUCCCACGCAGACAAGAACCUCAUAGAUUCCAUGGACCAGGCAGCGUUCGCUGGCUUUUCCUUCAUCAACCCCAAAAUGGAAAACAUGAUUAGCAAAUGAAAAAAAAACUAAAUGGCUCCUUUGGGAACACGGUCUUAGCCCUGGACUUGGAAAUAGGCUCGAAGUUCAACUGGAUGGAUAACAAGAACAUGAAAAUAUUUGGGCUUGACUAUGACUUCUUUAGUUCGUCCAUCAGAGGUAAAGUGAAACCAGGAUGUAUGCUGGCGUCUAAAGCAAAAAUCUUGUCUCGGCUGUCAAACUGUAUAGGUGUAUAAAAGAAUACAAAGCUCCAGGAAGUUAAGGGAGAUUAUUAUAAUCAAUGCUGGGGAGGGAUAGUCAAUGAUGCAUUCUGUGUUUUCUUACUUUUCAUUUUUCCUCGUGAUGACACCUUGAAUCUAAACAAAUCAUCGAAUGUACUGUAUUUAGAUUCACAGGACUUAAAUCCCUCUGAAUUGAAGGAACGUUAUUGCAGAACCGAAGAAGUUCCUCCAUCACUUACUGCACUAUCUUGAGAAAUUGGAGGUGCUCUAAGCACAUCCCAGACUCUCGCAUCACCUGACAAGCGUUAAUCGGUUUUAAAUUUUGUCAAGUAUUUUAACGUGCCCUUAGUGUCAAAAAACUCUCUGAACAUCAAAAUGAAGCAUCGUGCAAACAAUCGCUCUUUUUGAUUUUCUGCGCUGUCACCACUUAUUGGACAGCUGUGGUAUGGUACUUAACCUGCAUAUGUGUUGAAGGAUGUGUUGUUUUGUGUGGGAGGUAUGGGCAUUCCACUGUAAGCAUUGGGUCUUUGAAAUGUGUUAUGUUACUUUAAUGUAGGGCUUUUAACAUGAAAAUAAUAGUGCUGUGUAUGGAAAAUUAACAUGUACAUUCUAAUGAACUGCAUGUGAGUUGUGGGUGUUUUUUUUUUUUUUUUUUUUUUUUUAAAUCAUCUUUUACAUCUGAUUAUAAAUAAAUACAUUGUAAACUCUUAAAUCCCUGUCAGCCAGUGUCACUUGAUUACAUUUAGUUUUUCAUUUACAUUGUGUUGGAGAGUGAUGUAUAUCACACGGCUUCAUGUGUAGACGCUCUUUCAAAACAAAAAUGAUUUUGUAAAGACUAGCAUACCAUAGAAAUUCCAGUACUAAUCACUGCAUUCCUGCUGUUAUGGCGUGGUCCUCUGGUCGCUGCUGGUUUCCAGCCAUUGUUUGCUAGAUUUUAAGGAGCCGACAUUGGACACAGUCUGUAGUGCCUCACCUCAGAAAAACGU
Messenger RNA from Anarrhichthys ocellatus (wolf-eel), 3453 nucleotides. RefSeq names its product protein kinase C delta type-like. Lineage: Eukaryota; Metazoa; Chordata; Actinopteri; Perciformes; Anarhichadidae. The transcript is spliced from 17 exons. The record is from RefSeq and is a predicted model, not a curated record. Gene Ontology annotation, molecular function: diacylglycerol-dependent serine/threonine kinase activity; ATP binding. Gene Ontology annotation, biological process: protein phosphorylation. The coding region runs from base 222 to 2267 and encodes 681 amino acids.